Molecule: messenger RNA, 1473 nt
Organism: Chrysemys picta bellii (western painted turtle)
Lineage: Eukaryota; Metazoa; Chordata; Testudines; Emydidae
Gene: TMEM185A
Product: transmembrane protein 185A
Source: RefSeq, a predicted model, not a curated record
GUGCGCAUGCGCGCUGCGUGUAUCGCUCCGGCGAUGGCUGUGAGGGGAGGGAUGAGUCGGUGAACUGGCUCGUUCGGCGGCGGCGGCGGCACCAGCACCGGGCACCCGCGGCGCUCGCGCCAUGCGUCCCGUGUAGAGAGCGGCCGAGGCGGAAGGUCGGGGCGCCAUGAACCUGCGCGGGUUGUUCCAGGAUUUCAAUCCGAGCAAAUUUCUUAUCUAUGCCUGUCUGCUGCUGUUCUCUGUUCUGCUCUCUCUCCGUCUGGAUGACAAAAUUCAGUGGAGCUAUUGGGCUGUCUUUGCUCCAAUAUGGCUAUGGAAGCUAAUGGUCAUUGUUGGUGCCUCGGUGGGAACAGGAGUAUGGGCACGAAACCCACAGUAUCGAGCAGAAGGAGAAACCUGUGUGGAGUUCAAAGCUAUGCUAAUUGCAGUAGGUAUUCACCUGCUACUGCUGAUGUUCGAAGUUCUGGUAUGUGACAGGAUCGAAAGAGGAACCCAUUUCUGGCUUCUGGUCUUCAUGCCAUUGUUCUUUGUAUCUCCAGUGUCAGUUGCAGCUUGUGUGUGGGGCUUCCGACAUGACAGAUCUCUGGAGUUGGAAAUUUUGUGUUCUGUCAAUAUUCUCCAGUUCAUAUUUAUUGCACUCAGACUAGACGAGAUCAUCAGAUGGCCAUGGCUUGUUGUUUGCGUUCCUCUGUGGAUCUUGAUGUCCUUCCUGUGUCUGGUAGUACUCUAUUACAUUGUUUGGUCUGUCCUGUUCUUGCGUUCAAUGGACGUUAUUGCUGAGCAGAGGAGAACACACAUAACAAUGGCCAUCAGUUGGAUGACAAUCGUUGUUCCAUUACUCACAUUUGAAAUUCUACUAGUGCACAGACUGGAUGGACAUAAUGCAUUCUCAUAUAUACCCAUUUUUGUCCCUCUUUGGCUUUCUUUGAUAACUUUAAUGGCAACAACAUUUGGACAGAAAGGAGGAAAUCAUUGGUGGUUUGGAAUUCGCAAAGACUUCUGUCAAUUCCUACUUGAACUUUUCCCAUUCUUGAGAGAAUAUGGAAAUAUUUCCUAUGAUCUCCAUCAUGAAGAUAAUGAAGAACUGGAAGAAACACCUGUUCCAGAACCCCCCAAAAUUGCACCAAUGUUCCGAAAAAAGACUGGAGUGGUCAUUACACAGAGUCCUGGAAAGUAUGUUAUUCCACCUCCCAAGUUAAGCAUUGACAUGCCAGAUUAAGAUUAAUUUAGAAUGUGGACAACUGACAACAAAACUGGAACUGGGAAUGAACAGCCAAAUGUAUUUCAUCUCAUGCCUUGUUCUAAUUUCUUUAAGGAUAGGUAUUUGUCAGUUAGUGGCUUGUAAUGCAGAUGUUGGAGAUUUUAAAAUAUGAUUUCUUUCAGAGCUUUCCAUAUUUGCUUAAAAUCUCAUAGUAGCAAAUCAAAGUGGGAAGACUAGCUAUAGUAAGGUUCACAGGUGGAAACAAACUUUUU